GUGCCGCUCUGCAACAGCAGUAGAUAGUUCUCCACAGCUGUCCAUACCAUGCAAUGACAGUUGCAGGGACAACGAGGGAGCGCUGGGACACUGGAGGAUUGACGUUCAUGCAGCCAAACGUUGGCACCGGCAAUGUGGAGGAAGACGUGUGGGACGACCGCGCGAUUCUGAAGGCCUUCGAUGAUGCCUUGAAUUCGCACUCUCGCAAACCUGUGGAUGGGGUGGAGGCUCGCAAGUGGAAUAAGCACGCCGCGCAGGGGGUAGCCGUGCAACCCCACACGGCGGAGGGUAGACCGCAGCAGCAGCAGCAGCAGCAGCAGCAGCAGCCGUCAACGUCGUCCAGCACCUCGCGCGCUGCUGCUGCUGCGAGCGGCGGCGGCACCUCCCCGGCGGGAGCCGGAUACCAACGCCCCCGGUCGGUGCCGAGCGGGCACCGAGACCAGGGUUUCCAAGAAGCCGACCGGCGUUUUGCGUCCCUGUUGGCCAAGGGCAAUGUCAAGACCUCGUCCGGAGGGGGCACCGCGGGUGUCGUGCGGGCUGGUAUCCCGGGACCCUGGGAGCCCGUGGCUGGUCCGACCGAGGGACAGCAGUACGGUCGGGCAGCAGGUCACCAAGAUGACCUGGGGCAGCGGACCGAGUACGCGAGGCCUGAGGCGUACGACCCCAACGCGCAGCAGGAAGAAUAUGGCGGUGAGGCACAUAACUACUCCUAUCCCUCACGAGCGGCGCCUCAUCAUCCACAACCGCCUCCUCACCCCCCGGGGGGCGCGGCAGGUGGCUUUGAAGAGGGGGGGCGUGGAUUUCCCCUGCCACCGCCGCCGCCGCCGCCGCAUCCUGGAGUCGGUCCCCACGCGGCAGCCUUUCAGAGCUUCUUUGGACGGCAUUCCCGACGAUGAUCUGGCGGACCUGCUGCUCGCUUGGUACUACAGCGGGUACUACACGGGCCGCUACCGUGCGAUGCAAGAAGCGCGCCACCCGCGAAACUACCGGCGGCACCCUCCCGCGGGCGUGCCGCCGUCAGCACCGGGGUAUGGGGGUGUGCCUCUACCCCCGACGCCCUCAUCGGCGUACCACGGGGGGGGCGGCGGAGGAGGAGGUGAAGGGUGGGGUGGUGAGCGGCAGGGUUGGCACGAACAGCAACCACAGCAGCAGCAG
Ectocarpus sp. CCAP 1310/34 is the source of this 1155-nucleotide messenger RNA. NCBI's taxonomy places the organism in Eukaryota, Phaeophyceae, Ectocarpales, Ectocarpaceae. The record is from the annotation of a GenBank genome assembly.